Aspergillus calidoustus is the source of this 468-nucleotide messenger RNA. Lineage: Eukaryota; Fungi; Ascomycota; Eurotiomycetes; Eurotiales; Aspergillaceae. The record is from the annotation of a GenBank genome assembly.
AUGUUUAGGAAAUGGCUCGGAGUAACUCUCGAGAUCCGUGGUUUCUCCUAUCCAGAGUCCAUCAUCGAGACGGACCACGGCGGUCUUAUUCUAGAUCCUGGAUUCCGUGGUAAACUAUUCCUCAAGGGGCUCCUCCUCCCGGCAUGCGCGCUAGAGACACGCCCCUUCCACUUCGGCUAUAACUUUGUUCACGGCGAAGUCAAUCGUGACCGACAACGGUUAGUCAAUCCAUAUGAGGAGGCGGACCUAGUGCGAAAAAUUUGGGAAUCAGCAAUCAAACAGAAUCAAGCGCUGAUCCUCCCCGUCUACGUCAACCUACUUCGAGAAUGCCCUCGCGCGCCGGACGUGGAAAUGGCAGACCAGCUUCUAGAGAAACCCACAAGGGUUCUAAUUUGGGAACAUCUCUUGAAGGAGGCAGACGGUCGGAAAUUCUAUUUUUGCCGAUUACGCGACAGCAAGGUGCGUUAG